CGCGCAGGCGCAGACCAGCCGUACGCAAUCUACGUAACGGACGGCUGAAGCUACGUGAAGAGUAGGGGUUCGGGGACUGAGCUACCUGUUCUGGGCUUUUCAGUGACAUCGCAGCCCCGCAGACGUCUCUGCUCCCUGAAGACAGAUCAGACAAAGGCAGGCUGGGUGGAGGUGGUGGCCUCAGGAGGCCCGGGCCGGGUUGCAACCUCGGGUGCAGGUGCCAUGAAAGCCUUCUGUGCUGUCUGUGCUGUCCUUUUGGUGCUCGGGAGAGUCUCUGAAGCCAAGUUUGACGAUUUCGAGGAUGAAGAAGACAUGGUAGAAUACGAUGACAAUGACUUUGCUGAGUUUGAGGAUGUCAUGGAAGAUUCUGUCACGGAAUCGCCUCAGCGAGUGAUAACCACAGAGGAUGAUGAAGAUGAGACCACUGUGGAGUUAGAAGGACAGGAUGAAAACCAGGAAGGAGAUUUUGAAGAUGCAGACACGCAGGAUGGAGAUACUGAAAGUGAGCCGUAUGAUGAUGAGGAAUUUGAGGGUUAUGAAGACAAACCAGAUACCUCUUCUAGCAAAAGUAAAGAUCCAAUAACAAUUGUUGAUGUCCCUGCACACCUUCAGAACAGUUGGGAGAGUUAUUACCUAGAAAUUUUGAUGGUGACUGGGCUGCUGGCCUAUAUCAUGAACUACAUCAUUGGGAAGAGUAAGAACAGCCGGCUCGCUCAGGCCUGGUUUAACUCUCACAGAGAGCUUUUGGAGAGCAACUUUACCUUAGUGGGGGAUGAUGGAACUAACAAAGAAGCCACAAGCACAGGGAAGUUGAAUCAGGAGAAUGAGCACAUCUAUAACCUGUGGUGUUCUGGUCGGGUGUGCUGUGAGGGCAUGCUCAUCCAGCUGCGGUUCCUUAAGAGGCAAGACUUGCUUAAUGUCCUGGCCCGAAUGAUGAGGCCAGUGAGCGACCAAGUGCAAAUAAAAGUUACCAUGAAUGAUGAGGACAUGGACACGUAUGUGUUUGCUGUGGGCACUCGCAAAGCUUUGGUGCGGCUGCAGAAAGAGAUGCAGGACCUGAGUGAAUUUUGUAGUGAUAAACCUAAGUCUGGAGCGAAGUAUGGACUGCCAGACUCUUUGGCCAUUCUGUCAGAAAUGGGAGAGGUCACAGAGGGGAUGAUGGAUACAAAGAUGGUUCACUUUCUAACACACUAUGCUGACAAGAUUGAAUCUGUUCAUUUUUCAGACCAGUUCUCUGGUCCAAAGAUUAUGCAAGAGGAAGGUCAGCCUUUAAAGCUGCCCGACACUAAGAGGACACUACUGUUUACACUUAAUGUGCCUGGCUCAGGUAACACGUACCCAAAGGAUAUGGAGGCUCUGUUACCCCUGAUGAACAUGGUGAUUUAUUCUAUCGAUAAAGCCAAAAAGUUCCGACUCAACAGAGAAGGUAAGCAAAAAGCAGACAAGAACCGUGCUCGAGUGGAAGAGAACUUUUUGAAGCUAACACACGUGCAGAGACAGGAGGCUGCACAGUCUCGGCGUGAAGAGAAGAAAAGAGCCGAGAAGGAGCGCAUCAUGAACGAGGAGGACCCUGAGAAGCAGCGCCGGCUGGAGGAAGCUGCUCUGAGGAGAGAACAAAAGAAGUUGGAGAAGAAACAAAUGAAAAUGAAACAAAUCAAAGUGAAAGCCAUGUAACUUCGCCCUUCGCCCCAGAGGUCUGCGUCCACAGGAAACGGGAAAAGCACGAGUCCGUUUCUCCCUUCAAGUUCGAGUACUUCUGGUGACUGAGAAAUCCUUAUUUGAUCCUCUCCUCUUUUCUUGGAGUUCUGCAGAGGUUGUGGACACAUUGGAAGGGCUCUUUCAUUUAUCUCCUUCCAGAUGAUCAAAUUAUUUUGAUUAUUUUAUAAGAGGAAUGGUUAUAAAGUAUGUGUAGUUUUAAAAUAUUUUUAAAUUAUAACAUGAAUCAUCAGUGCUUUACUUUGGUGUUCGAAGAGCGAUCAUGCAAUUUCUAGAUAGGUUGUUGCUUUUUGUUUAAACUGCGAGAUUAGAAAACUAUGGAGACUGACUCUAAACCAAGAUUCCAAGAGUAACUAUUGGAAACUGCACAAUACACAUUGCUUGUUUUUUUUCUGUGUCCACAUUAAACUUGUGGGGGGAAAGAAUCUAGAACACUGUAUGUGAUGAUGAAUUUCAGAGACUUAGGACGUAGCCCAGUGAAUAUUUUGUAUGUGGGUGGUGCUGGUGACAGUAUUGUAGGAGGAGACCUAGGUGUUAGGGCACUGUAAGUUCAUGGAAGGUUCUAGAGGUAGGUCGUACAGGCGCAGUUUCUCCUUGAGUGCUGAAUUGGAAGUCAUUGUGUGUUUAUUUUUCCUGAGUAAAAAAUGCAUGACAACAUGAACUGCUUCACCUAGCUCCAGCAGCCGCGGGCAGAUCGCUGGUCUCUGUGAGGUCACAAUGGUUUUCUUGGUUGCUGCAGCCCCGAUGAGUGUUCUCGGGGAAGCUGUUCUCUGUCGUACGGACGAGUGCACUUUGGCCUCUCCGUCUGCUUUUCUCUUGUCCACAAGGCUGGUAUGUACUUUCUUGUAACAGAUAACCAUUGAUAUGCACAAGUAUGCUUUUCAAAAGCGAGCUUUCUUAGGUGAUUCCGAGUUUGGUCUGCCUCAUGAGGGGAGAGCCCUCUGCAUAAGCAUUUGGCUUGUUGAGAUCUCUGCAUUUUAUAAAUGCUUCCUACUGAGAAAGCAUUUUUAACUCACUGCUUGUACCAGGUAAUUUUUGUUUGGGAUGGGAAAGGGUUGUUAGGGUUUUUUUGCUGGGGGCGGCGGGCAG
Acomys russatus (golden spiny mouse) is the source of this 2805-nucleotide messenger RNA. RefSeq names its product coiled-coil domain containing 47 (gene Ccdc47). Gene Ontology annotation, molecular function: calcium ion binding. The record is from RefSeq and is a predicted model, not a curated record. Bases 223 to 1674 code for a protein of 483 amino acids. The transcript is spliced from 13 exons. Gene Ontology annotation, biological process: endoplasmic reticulum calcium ion homeostasis. NCBI's taxonomy places the organism in Eukaryota, Metazoa, Chordata, Mammalia, Rodentia, Muridae. Gene Ontology annotation, cellular component: endoplasmic reticulum.